GCAUUAUUAGUUUCUCCCUCGAAUUCGAAUUCUACACUCUUCUCUGAACUGUUCAUCGAGAGAUCAAAUCAAGAUCACCGCGAAAAUGAACGACUCAGAUGUAUCUAAGCAGAUCCAUCAGAUGGUGAGCUUCAUCCGCCAAGAGGCAGAGGAAAAGGCUAACGAGAUCUCAGUUUCUGCCGAAGAGGAGUUCAACAUCGAGAAGCUUCAAUUGGUGGAGGCGGAGAAGAAGAAGAUCAGGCAGGAGUACGAGAAGAAGGAGAAGCAAGUUGAUAUUCGUAAGAAAACUGAGUAUUCGAUGCAGCUGAAUGCGUCUAGGAUUAAGGUACUUCAUGCUCAGGAUGAUGUUGUUAAUGAGAUGAAAGAAUCAGCAUCCAAGGACCUUCUGAGUGUGAGCCAUGAUCACCAUGUGUACAAAAAUCUUUUGAAAGAUCUAAUUGUUCAGAGUUUGGUUAGACUGAAAGAGCCUGCUGUCCUACUUCGUUGUCGCAAAGAGGAUUUGCACUUGGUGGAAUCUGUUCUGGAUUCAGCGAAGGAGGAGUAUGCUUCUAAAGUGAAUGUUCAUCCUCCAGAGAUAUUCGUUGAUGAUGUUCAUCUUCCCCCUGGUCCUCAUCAUCAUCAUGGUUCUUUUCAUCAUCAUGCUGAGGCUCAAGGACCUUUCUGCUCUGGAGGUGUGGUCAUGGCAUCUCAAGAUGGAAAAAUUGUGUUUGAGAACGCCUUGGAUGCACGUUUGGAUGUUGCAUUCAAUAAGAAACUUCCAGAGAUCCGCAGGUUACUUUUCGGUCAGGUUGCUGCUUGAAGGUUAAGAUGGUAUUGUUUAGUUUGUCAGCAGCUUUCGUGAUCAUCAUAUAGCAUAGUGUUGAAGUUGUUUCUCGUGUUGUUGUUCCCGGAUAAUUCGUUUGGUAGAAGUAAUUGAAACUGCUGUUCAAUUGGUACGUAUAUAAUUAUGAGGGAUAGUGAGUACUCUUUCUAUAAAUAAUGAAUAAAAUUUGUUUU
Messenger RNA from Hibiscus syriacus, 996 nucleotides. RefSeq names its product V-type proton ATPase subunit E-like. The transcript has 6 exons. The record is from RefSeq and is a predicted model, not a curated record. Gene Ontology annotation, cellular component: proton-transporting two-sector ATPase complex, catalytic domain. The coding region runs from base 86 to 799 and encodes 237 amino acids. Gene Ontology annotation, biological process: proton transmembrane transport. Lineage: Eukaryota; Viridiplantae; Streptophyta; Magnoliopsida; Malvales; Malvaceae. Gene Ontology annotation, molecular function: proton-transporting ATPase activity, rotational mechanism.